Molecule: messenger RNA, 1857 nt
Organism: Nasonia vitripennis (jewel wasp)
Lineage: Eukaryota; Metazoa; Arthropoda; Insecta; Hymenoptera; Pteromalidae
Product: DNA-directed primase/polymerase protein
Exons: 4
Coding region: 352-1710 (452 amino acids)
Biological process (GO): replication fork processing; mitochondrial DNA replication; response to UV
Cellular component (GO): nucleus; mitochondrial matrix
Molecular function (GO): chromatin binding; DNA-directed DNA polymerase activity
Source: RefSeq, a predicted model, not a curated record
AGAUGUCAACUGUUAAAAUUCUUGUCAGAACAAGUUUUGCGCGGGCUCUUAUCGCAUGACGUACUGAUGCAUAUAUAUAUAGGCGUCUGCCGGUUUGCAUGGUGGUGUACGUGGUGUAGCAGUAGACGAUCAUAGAUAAUAGAAAGACAGCAAACCAUUAUUUUUAACUCUCAUUUGGACUUUAAAUCAUGGCUCUACUUGGAUAAAAAUAUUUUUGCACUAUUGUUUUUGUUUUACUAUUAUUUUUUUGACGUGAAGACUCAAAAACUGUACGAGUCGUCACACAUGCAGUCCAUGUGUAAAACGUAAACAAAACCAUCCCCACUUGAGGAUUUCUUCGAAAUUUUAACAAUGGAUGAUUUACGGACGAAACUGGACAUUCCCAUAAGAUCUGCUCGGUUUUAUGGUGACUCACUACAAGGAAUUUAUGACGAACUCGAAAGAAAAGCUGAACUGUCCAGGAAACAAAGACCAGCAGAUCCUGAUACUAGACGUAGAUCAUUGUUGCAACCAUCUAGAUAUAAAGAAGAAUUUUGGAAGCAAAAUGAAGCCUUACAAAAUGCUGCUGAGCAUAGUAUAGAUGACGAUGUUCUUUGCUGUUUUGUUUUUCAAGAUGAGCAUGAAAGAAGGCGGUUUAUUGUCACAUAUCCAGAAGACUUUUGGCUGGACUGUGAAGCUAUAAAUAUGGAAAAGAGGGUUUUUUACGAGGUGAUUCCAGAGUCAUCACCUUGUUUUCUGUAUUAUGAUCUUGAAUUUGAAACAGAUAUCAACAAAGAAAAGGAUGGGGUCCGAAUGGCUCGAACAGUUAUUGAUGUUACUUGUGCUUACAUAGCAAAAUAUUGGCAAUAUUCUUGUAACAGACAUAUGGUCAUUAAUUUGGAUUCUUCCCGGCCUGGUAAAUUCAGUAAACAUCUGAUUUUCAGCACAAAAGAUGUUGCCUUUGAGAAUAAUUUUCGUGUGGGAUAUUUGGUGAAAAUGAUUUGCACUGAAAUAACAAAUUUCUUGUCCGACCCCAGUGCAGUGCAUGAUGUCUUGAGUAAUUUCAACAGAGCAGAUCUUGAAGAAUUAUUUGUUGAGACAAACAAAGGUAAAAGAUUGUUUGUAGAUACUAACGUUUAUACAAAAAAUAGACAUUUUAGAGUCUACAAAGCUACAAAAUGGGGCAAAAAUUCUCAUUUAGUGCAAGCUCCUGAUUGUGAAUACACUUGGAAUAAGUGUCCAAAGAACAAAGAAAUGGAAGUGUUCAUCAAUUCUCUUGUUUCAUAUUUACCAAAUAAGAAAAAACUAAGACUUUUUAGUUUUGAUCAAAAUAAGCAAGCUCAAACGCAAUGCUAUGCUCAAAGUGCAGAGGGGCGUUUGCAAAAAACAUCUUUAUUCAAAGAAUUUCCAAAAUCACCUUAUCCAGCAUUGGAUAGAUAUGUAUCUGAUUUUGUGAAACCUGGAAAAGUAAGAGACACCAAAUAUAACGAGAGCAUUCAAAUAAUUACGUACGAAAUUGUUGGCAAUAGGUAUUGUGAAAAUAUUGGCAGGUGGCACAAAAGCAAUAACGUUUAUUUUAUUGUUGAUCUUGCCAAUAAAAUGAUGUACCAAAAAUGCCACGAUGAGGAUUGUGCUGGAUUCUUCUCUACUCCUAAAAAACUACCAAUGGAAGUAACAUUUUAUUUUGAUGACGAAAUGGACUCUCUAUUUUGUGCUCUGGAGGAAACGUGAAAGGUAGACAGAACACUAAUUAUUCUUGUAAAUAUAGUAAUACAGCCUUAUAUGCUACAUAUGAACUUUUGUAAAUACUAAAAAGUAGCAAUAAUCGCUUUGACUGUAACAUAUUUUUUAUUAAAUAAAACAUUUUCUAUAAUACAA